Messenger RNA from Frankliniella occidentalis (western flower thrips), 4301 nucleotides. RefSeq names its product run domain Beclin-1-interacting and cysteine-rich domain-containing protein (gene Rubicon). Bases 249 to 3416 code for a protein of 1055 amino acids. NCBI's taxonomy places the organism in Eukaryota, Metazoa, Arthropoda, Insecta, Thysanoptera, Thripidae. The transcript is spliced from 13 exons. The record is from RefSeq and is a predicted model, not a curated record. Gene Ontology annotation, cellular component: intracellular membrane-bounded organelle. Gene Ontology annotation, molecular function: phosphatidylinositol phosphate binding.
UUGAUUGCGGAGAUGGGAGGAUCCACGGUCCGAGUUGGAAGAAAACAGAUUACUUCUUUUGCCCGAUGUUAACAUGUGAUGAUGCCAACAGUUUUGGUUAAUUCCUUUUCUUUUGACUCUCUUGAAAACGUUUCAGCGAUGGGUCUGGGCUGCUGCGUUACUGUCUAAGACUUACAUCACUGUUUGACAGAAGAAGGCGUGUUGAGUAAAGGAAAGUGGACGGAUGGAAAGACUAUUGCUUUGUGGCAAUGGCAGGCAGAGAUGAAGUAGAACUACUUCUACUACUCAAAGGAACUGUGGAGGGGCUGCUCAUAUCUCAGGUGGCCAAUGUGUGGUCCAUUUACGGAGGCCUCAACCGCCUCCAUUGUGCCAUGGAGAAAAUAUUCAAGCAUGGUUACCAGGUAUAUCAAGAGGGUGAACCAGACUUGUGGGUAUUCAUCAAUGGCUUAAGUUGGUUACAACCAAACUUAGCCACAUCUCCUACAGUGGUCUUAGAAUCUUACAAGGAGUCAUCACAUGUGCCACAACACAUUAUUAGUGAUAAGGCCUUAACUUGGUUGUAUAAAAGUCUUGAAACACACACACUGUCACAAAAGUUGUCAUGGCUUCUCUCUGACCGUGAACACCUUCUGUCUUGUUACCAAAGUAAUGCAUUCCUUAGUCAAGAAAAAUUUGGAGAAGCUGCUUUAAUAUGCUUACGUGCUGUGGAGCAUAAUCAACCUACUCUUCUUACUGAAAUUAACCCUUGCUUGUACAUGACAAAAUGGAACCCCAAAGUGCUCAAGACUCAUCGACGGUGCUCAUCAUAUCCAGAAACACUGGAACGUAACUCUUUAUGGGCUAAAGCUAAGACUACUAUGGAUAUUAUUGACAGCCAAUGUGAAGAAGGUCCUGAACUAGAUGAGUCACAAACAGUUGAGGAACCAGCUACCCCUAUUAGUAAAUGUGAAAUUGUCCAAGAAUCUGAGAAGACUGAUACCUUACAUAAUGUAGAAGAUCCUUCUCCAACUGUCAAGCAAUCAAAGCCUACUGAGGUGGUAGUGAGUGUUACUGAACCAAAGAAUGGGUGCUCCAAAAUUAGUUUUGAUAAAAUCAAAGCAUGGAGUAGUUUACCUAGUCUUCUGGGUGCAACGCUGUGUGGUGACAGCACUGAAAACUCGGAAAAUGGUAUGAUAGUUACCAGAAAAACAUGGAAUCUUACUCGAAGUAACAGUUCCAGAUCCACCAAAGGACAUGGUGGCUCACAGACGUUGCCAUCUACUCCAUACCGUUCUGUGAAGGAUAUCAUAACCACUCCUAACCGAUCUUCAACAGUUGAAAGUAAACUUUUUGCUUUAGAUAACUCUGUUGGAGUGUCAAAAUUAUCACCUAGUGUAAUUCAGGUGGAUUACUCUGGACUUCAGCAUUCAGAUUCUCCUGAUGUGUCCAGACAGAGCCGACAAACUAUUAGUAAGAAGGUUCACAUCAAUAAGCAAGUGUCAGCAAAAAGUGUAGUUAAAAAUUUGGAGAAAAAGAAAAGUAGAGCAGCCAGGGACGAAUCUACACCAAUUAAAAGCAAUAUCUGUGAAGAAACAAAAUUGUCAAAAUCAACGAAAUCAAAUAAAUCUGAUUCUGAUUUAAAGACUCAGUUGCAGAGCAAGGAUUCUGAAGUUCCUCCUAAAAUGACUCGUUCCAUGACAUGCGACAGAAUUAUUCCAUGCAAGUCUCCACCUGUACUAUCCCCUACUGACAAGAGAAGACCAGGAUCUGCCACUAACUUGUGGGAAGGGAGCAAGGGAUCUUCUCUGAAUAAUUCUGGUACUCCAUUAAGUUGGUCACGGAAAAGCUUUAUGGAAGAUGGCGGAAAUAGUGUUCAGCCCAUGUCUACAGGAUACUUCCCGCGACCGGUGGAAGGUCAAAGCCUCUUUUCCUUUCUUUCAUCUGGCCAAUUCUCUAGGGCAAAUGCUGAACUAGACAGAGAAAAUGCUCACUUUAGCAUAUCUGAGGCAAUGAUUGCUGCAAUUGAACAGGUCAAAUGUAAUAAAGAGGUCCAAACAGCUCCAGCCCCAGAAGAUGGAGCAGACGAGUCUGAUGAGGAAAUAAUUCAGUUGAAACAGAGACUUCGACUUCGACGACAUCAGCGCCAGGAAGAGCAAAGACGUCUCAUCCUGGGGGUCGCUCUCUUGAGUGAUGGGAAAACAGACACAACAACAACAGACCAAAGUAUUAGCCCACUAUCAACGCCGCCUGGCACACCUUCAGAUAGUAUGUCCACUGAUGGAGUUGAGGACAUGGAACUUGAUGAUUCCCAAAGUAUAUCUGUGUUAAAAGAUUCUGGUCUUUCUGUAUCUAUGGCAUCAUUAUACUCUGAAGCUGAGCUUUCGAAAAAUACUAUCACUGAAGAAUCUGUGAAUGCCACUCAAGAUUCAAACUGGUCUGCUGAGAGUGUAGCCCUUUCACUUAUCAGUCAGUUCAGUGAGAAACAGCUUCCCAGAGCAUCAGAUUUGAAGUGGUUAGUUUCUGAACAGGAGACAGAUCAACAGCUACUUCCGUUACCUAAUAGCUGGCCAGUGAGUCCUGAUGAUGUGGUGGAUGAUGAUAUGCGUCAGGCAGCCACACCCUUGCGUGGUAAUAUGGAGUGGGCACCUCCACGCCCACAAUUAAUUUUUACUGUUCAUCCAAAUCCUGUGAGACGUACUCUCAUGGCAAAACAGAGUUACCGCUGUGCGGGCUGUGGAAUGAAAGUUGCUCCUUCAUAUGCCCAUCGCUAUCGAUAUUGUGAAUAUUUAGGUCGUUAUUUUUGUACUGGAUGCCAUUCAAACCAGACUGCUAUUAUUCCUGCCCGUGUUCUGACCAAAUGGGAUUUCAAUAGAUACCCUGUUUCAAAUUUCUCCUACCGUUUGCUUGAUUCAAUGUUUAUGGAUCCAUUGUUUAAUGUGGCUGCAUUGAACCCUGGUCUCUAUCGGAAAGCUAGAUCUUUAGAGCGGUGCAGGAAAUUCAGACAGCAGUUAAACUACAUGAAAGAUUUAAUUUUCAACUGCCGUCAUGCUAAAGAAUUACAGGAAGUUCUUGAAAGAGAAUCACAUUAUAUGUUCUCCGAAGUUGAUGUCUAUUCAAUGGUGGAUUUUGAACAAGUAAAACAAGGUGAACUUGCAUCUCGUCUUCAAACUCUUCUUGCUCUUGGUAAUGAGCACACAUCACAAUGCGAGCUUUGUCUUGCUCGUGGCUUUGUAUGCGAACUAUGUUCAUCGAAAGAGAUUAUAUUUCCAUGGCAAAUUGCCCGAGUGUCACGCUGUGGAGAUUGUGGUGUGUGUUAUCACACAAGAUGCCUGUCCUCAUCGUGUCCGCGCUGCAAACGAAUUUCAGAACGAAAAAAGAAAUAUGAAGAAGCUAAGCUAGUUGAAGAAGACACUGAUACAGGGUUAAGCACCCCCUAAAUUUAGAUGGUACGACAAAAUUCAUUAACAAAUUUUGUAACUUUUUAGAAUUUUCUACCAUUUUAGUACCUGAAUUUCUCAAGUCAGCCUUCUACAUCCUUUUUCUGAUUGGUAGCUUUUUACCUUUUAUUGAAAUUUGCUUUUACCACUGCCUUGCAGGCUUAGAAGAAUUUUACCUUGUUCACAUGCUUUUAAAGUAUGAUUUCAUGACUGGUGAUUUAGCUUUACUAUCUAUGCAUUGUAAAGUACAUAGGUGUGUCUGCAACAUUAUCAGAGGCACCUAUAAUUGAUUUUUUUAAAAAGUAGUGCUACACAUACUUACGGCUCAAUUUCUGUCCUUCUUGUGAUAUGAUCUGUCCAAAUAAUUAUGAAUUAAUGAAUUAAUUUACUCUUAAACUGCUAUUUUUAAUUAUGUACUGUCACUUAAUGAUGGUGAUGUGAUCUGCUAAUUUUAAGGUAGAGGAUUUUUUUACUAAUGAUUUAUUGUACUGAUAAUGUUCUGGGGCCAUCUUGAUAUUGCUUGGUCUAACAGCUUAUCAUUAAGUCUCAUUUGCACAGUUAUCUUCUUGUGCACCCAAGAUUAUCAAUUUUUCAAAAUUUUACACAAUUUUUAAAGUUAUCUUGAAGCUGUUGAAGACUGAUGAAAUGCUCUUAACACAUGCAGUAUAGAGAAUAAUUUACCCCUAUGCUUUUAUGUGAGCGUAUGAUACCGGGGCUCUUGUGACCACUGAAUGUGGUUAGUAAUCCUAUAGCUAUUGUCAAAUAAGUAUUGUAUUUUGAUGCCUAUUUUUAUUAAACAUAUUUGAUAUGUACUCUUAGUGUUAAUAUGAUACAGUAAAACACUGUUGUUGGAUGAACAUCUUUUAAUAAAUGGUGUCAAACUAA